Messenger RNA from Puccinia graminis f. sp. tritici CRL 75-36-700-3, 2542 nucleotides. RefSeq lists its product as uncharacterized. Bases 1 to 2355 code for a protein of 784 amino acids. Gene Ontology annotation, biological process: activation of GTPase activity. NCBI's taxonomy places the organism in Eukaryota, Fungi, Basidiomycota, Pucciniomycetes, Pucciniales, Pucciniaceae. The transcript is spliced from 16 exons. Gene Ontology annotation, molecular function: GTPase activator activity. The record is from RefSeq and is a predicted model, not a curated record.
AUGGGCGGAGGACCUAGUACACCACCACCACCACGACUGAUGGGAUCUUUCGAGGAAACACUUGAGGAUGAGCAUCUACUCGAACAUUCGAUUGAUGGCAGAAGUAUACUCUCGGAUGAUUUGGUCGAAAUCACUCGCCCAAUGGCCUUCCCAUCCACUGAAGAGCCUCAAAAAACAGACCCUCACUCUCAAGAACCCAGUGCUGAUAAUUCCUCUCGAUCACCCGUCAUCGAUCCGGAUUCGACCAAGGAAGAAGACCCAAAACCUUACAAGUUACGGUGGUCCAAAAGCAAAGUUUAUAUCGCCCCUCGAUCGUUCUAUCUCAGUUGGAUUCCCGAGCAGGCCAUCGAGGACUCAUCAGAACGAGAUUCAUGGAUCAAAUUGGACCUCGACCCUCACCUUUCAACGGAUGAAGACAUUCUGGUGAAUGUGCCUAUAGAUCCAGAGGCCACUCCAGAUUAUGCCUUCUCAGUCCCUAUCGAUUCGAUUCACUCCAUCAUCCUCACUCCUCCGACUCUUAGUUCUUGGUACGGAACCGUAGUGAUCAACGUCUUCUGUGGCCCGACGCUCCCCAAACUCUACUUCCAUGAUGAUGAAUCUCGCUCCACUCAGUUCUCACGGGAGACCCGCGAAACAAGGAUGGCUCAGAACCGACUCUCGUCGUUACCUGCAAGCUGGGGCGGCGAGGCACUCCUUACCCAACUCCGGCGGUUUGCUGAUGUGUGUCAAUCCGCCAGGGAACAUGGCCUCUUCCUACUCAACCCUAGUAAAGACGAACGCGAAGAACAUCUCACUCCCAUCUUCUCCGAUGAUGCAUUGAUCCCGCCACUCUCUCCCCCCAAACGGAAUAGCAUCCUCCAUCAAAGUCUCAGAAAUGGCAACCCGUCUGGCUCGAUGGAUGAAUUUGCUUUCAACAUCUUAAGUUCUUUUAGUAAGCUAACUCAAAAUGCAAAAUCAGCUGCCCAGAUGGUCUUGUCACACCGGCUUGCCAAGCCUAUCAUUCCACACUUGCCCCAACCUAUUGCCUCACUUGCGAAUGGUGAACCAGAAUUUAUCCGAUGGUCUCAGCAAGCAGGCGUUGAAGGUUAUGAUGCUGCCCGGGUGUAUUUGGCGAAAUGGGCAUCAAUCGUUGCCGCCCAAGGGGAACGCUCCAGACGGGCCGAGUUCAACGACUGGGAUCCGGAACCCGUUGCCAACGACAGUCCUCUUAGUAGCUUGGAUGGUGGAUUUGAAAUGAUUCAUGCCACUUACCAAGUCCCGAAAGUACGAUUCCAACGCGCAUCUACUCAGCCGAUCGAGUUGGAAGAAUUCAUCGCAUGGCAGGACGAUUCCGGCAAAUUAUUGUUAGACAAAAGGGAAGGACAGCGUCGAAUCUUUCAACGUGGAGUCGCGCCAGCCGCCAGGAAGCUAGUUUGGCUAUUCCUGUUAGGGGUGCAUGACUGGGAGAGUACAUCCCAAGAAAGAGAAUCAAGCCAAACGCGCAUGAUUGAGGAAUAUCAGAAACUCAAAGCUUCUUGGGAGACAGGAAAUGAGGAGUUGAGAUCGACUGCCUCGUUCCAGGAAGAGGCUCAUCGGAUAGAAAUCGACUGUCGGCGGACCGAUCGGGGCCAGUCGUACUUCUCCACCUCCGCCAAUCCCCCAACCUUGGACAGUCUUGCACCCGAGGAAGACUCCAAUAUGCCCUCUACUAAUCAUCACGUUGAGACUGUGGGGAAGAUCUUGAUGACUUAUAAUGUUUGGGAGAAAGAGCUUGGUUAUGUCCAAGGUAUGAGUGAUCUUUGUGCCCCACUUUACGUUGUUUUUGAGGCGGACGAGGUUACGACUUAUUUUGCGUUUGUCAAGUUGAUGGAAAAGAUGAAAAGUCACUUUUUACGAGAUCAGAGUGGGAUGAGAGAUGAACUUUCACGACUUCAACAGCUAUUGCUCUUGAUCGAUCCACAGUUAUACUGCCAUUUCGAGAAGACUAAUAGUCUCAACUUGUUCUUCUGUUUCCGAUGGAUCCUGAUCAGCUUCAAAAGAGAGUUUGAGUUUCUUGAGGUUCUGAAAGUUUGGGAAGCUCUGUGGACGGACAUGUGCGGUCCUCAUUCAGAUCUCUUUCUGGCUUUGGCCGUCUUGCAGACUCAUCGGGAACCUAUCAUUCGAUAUCUGCAAGAGUUCGAUGAGGUCCUAAAAUAUAUCAAUGACAUUGCGAAUACCCUUGAAUGUGAUACAUUGUUGACUCAAGCACACAUGUUAUAUUUGACCUACAAAUCGAUCGUCGAGACCCGGUCGACGGUGACAUCGGAUGGGACCCAAGUCAUCCAGUCCGGAAAACGAAGUGUCGUUGUGACCGACGAGCUUAAGAGUCUCUUCUAGCCUUUUCUCUCUCCCUCAUCAAAAAACACUCUGACUCUCUUACCCUCCCGGACAUUCGGUUCGGUUAGACAGAAUAUACAAAGACCGUCGGCCUCUUUCUUCUUUCACAUCCCUCAAUGGAUCUUCUCUUCGACUGAAUUCACCCUUAUUUACUCUCUUUUCCUCUGAUUAUUGGUUGAUUGUGUUG